CCCCGGGGCUGCUGGGCCUGCUGGGCCAGGCUGGGCCACCGCCCCUUAUAGCAUUCGCCCCGCCCCCGCCGGCGCCCGGACCGCGCCCCCACCGCCCCGCCUUCCCCUGCCUUUUGUUCUAAACUCCACCGGCCAACAACAGCCGUCCGGGUUAGGGAGGAGUGCCCGGAGGGGCUGGAUCCCUUAGAACUAGUGAGAGCCCGGGAGAGCACAAUUCUGCUCUUCCAAGCCCACUUCAGAAGUCUCAUCCUCCUCCAGGUCUCCGUGGUGACUUGACUUCUUUUAGCCUGUGGCAGGUGGUCGGAUCCCCAAUCCAAACAGCCCUAGCUAACAGGAAGGUGGUACAAUAGCUCCCGCAAGGAGCGGGAUAUUGGAAUAUGACCUCGGGGGGAAACUGAGGCAGAAGUUGGCCAGCCUCACAUCUUAAAACAAAACAGAGACGCGUCUAGGAAGACGCGUAUAGAAAGAUCGGUGGUUGGAAGCACUUGUUGCUCUUGCAGAGAAACCCCAGGUCCGGAUCCUACCACCCACAGGGUGGCUAUCCUAGGGUCUGAUGCCUUCUUCUGACCUCCACUGACACUUGACACACACUGGUGUGUAUCAGACCAGAGACAGUCAGCGAGGAUCUUGGAGGGAGGGGCCAGACUUUUCUGUACUAGCAGACAGAUGACUGGGAGGAGAGGAGCAGGGAUGUUUGAGUUGGACAUUGGAAUCUCAGGUUGUUCCCUGGCCAGGGGGCACACUGGCCAACAGGCUUUUCCUGACCAGUCAGGCUCAGUCAUCUGAAACAUGGACAGCAUCAGAGCUGAGAGGGAGGUCCGAGUGCUGAAAACAGUUUAACUAAUCUCUGCAGGGGGUGUCCAACUGGGCAGGGUACCCUCUUGGAUGACAACAUCUCUACUGGGCACUGCAGGGCUCUUCUGCCAGGCCUUCUUUUCUCUGCUGAAUUCUGGUGGACCAGUACCGCCCUGAGCCGCUGAAAGGUGCAGGGCACAGAGUGGCGAGCUCUAUUGUCACAGUAAAGGCUACAGAAGAGGAGAGAGAAGUCGAGGCACCUGUGCCCACUCUACUCUGGCCAAAGAGGUUUUGACUUGAUCCCAGCCGAAGGUCUCUGAGAAAAAGACUGUAAAAAUCGAGUUCCAGAGGACAGGGAAAGGAAAGGCCUUUGGUGGAUCCUGGGACGGUUACUGUCAAAUUCUGUCUUGUGAUGGGACUCAGAAAGCACAGCCUGGCCUGGCAUCUCCAUUUCCUUCUCUGGUGGUCUCUGUGCCUCUUUUUUCUCUCCUUGGCUUCUGGCAAACCCCUAUUCCACUGUUUGGGUUCUGCGAUGGUCCUAACAGAAAGACCUGCCCUCGCUGCCCCUGCCUUCCGCUUUCCAAAGCUCAACGGAGUCCCCAGGACUCUAGUAGCUCCGCCCUGCAUUAGGAUGGCUCAGGAGCUCUAAAUCCAGGAGGUUACUGGAAGGGCGAGCUUAGGCCCCGCCCAUUUGCGGGGGCGUUCCCAGAGGCCCCGCCUCAGAUCCCGCCCAUUUCACCUGACUCUCGGGACGCUGCCGCGUUAGUUCUCCGCACCGAGCGUCUGCCACGGUCCACGCUUCUUACUCAUCUCCAUCUUGAUCCCACCGCUGUCAUGCCACGAGGAAGCCGCAGUGCGGCUGCCAGGCCGGCCAGCCGCCCAGCCCAUCCUCCUGCGCACCCACCACCCUCAGCCCCCGCCCCCGCACCUGCCACCUCGGGACAGCCGGGUCUUAUGGCUCAGAUGGCAUCCACCGCCGCGGGCGUAGCUGUGGGCUCAGCUGUAGGGCAUGUCAUGGGUAGCGCCCUGACCAGUGCCUUCAGUGGGGGAAGCUCAGAGCCUGCCCAGCCUGCGGUCCAGCAGGCCCCUGCCCGUCCUGCCUCUCACCCCCUGCAGAUGGGGCCCUGCGCCUAUGAGAUCAAGCAGUUCCUGGACUGCUCCACCACUCAGAGCGACCUAACCCUGUGUGAGGGCUUCAGUGAGGCCCUCAAACAGUGCAAAUACAAUCACGGUCUGAGCUCCCUACCCUGAAGAGGCUGUGGGCUUGCUCGUAGCCUAACCCCUCACCGACAGUUUGAUGGCGAAGAGACGGUCCUUGUGCGUAAGGAAGGACAGUUCUCACCCCGCAGAAUAACAGGAGACAGAAAUGUUCAAUUAAAAAGAGUUUACUUUAGACCACA
Molecule: messenger RNA, 2195 nt
Organism: Rattus norvegicus (Norway rat)
Lineage: Eukaryota; Metazoa; Chordata; Mammalia; Rodentia; Muridae
Source: RefSeq, a predicted model, not a curated record